AUGAAAGCUGCCCAAGAUCGUCAAAAGUCUUAUGCAGAUCGUCUCAAAAGGCCAAUCAAGUUCUCAGUGGGUGAUAUGGUUAUGGUGAAAGUUUCUCCUUGGCGAGGCGUGCUUCGAUUUCGAAAACAAGAUGUACUGACAAACCUUGAGGAAGUGAAAAAAGUGUGUAAUGUUUUUGAUGUCAACGGAGACCGCAAGAUCUUGGCGGUGGAGCUCGUCGAUGUCAUGAAGGCACUCGGAUCCGACACGUCUCUGGAUGAGAUGAAUCGAAUAAUGGCAGGUAUCGAUACUGACUGUGACGGUUUCAUCAGCCUAGAGGAGUUUGCAAGUUUAGAAGAUGACGACGAGAUGAAGGAGCUCCAGGAUACGUUCGAGCUCUACGAUCUAAACAAAAACGGAUUGAUUUCGGCAAAGGAGUUGCACCAAAUUUUGAGUCAGUUGGGAGAGAGGUGCACUGUUGAUGAUCAUACGAAUAUGAUAAAAACGGUGGAUUCCGAUGGUGAUGCUUAUGUGAAUAAUUCACCUUAUGGAACACGUAAUUUGUCUUUGAUUUCAUAA
Molecule: messenger RNA, 558 nt
Organism: Cynara cardunculus var. scolymus (artichoke)
Lineage: Eukaryota; Viridiplantae; Streptophyta; Magnoliopsida; Asterales; Asteraceae
Product: probable calcium-binding protein CML27
Exons: 3
Coding region: 1-558 (185 amino acids)
Molecular function (GO): calcium ion binding
Source: RefSeq, a predicted model, not a curated record